AAAAUUUUGAAAGACUUGGAAAACUAUCAGAAGGGCUGUAGCACUAUUAUUACUUAGAAGUAAUAUUUAAUGGGCCAAGUUCUCCUGGUGAACUCAUCUGUUACUGUGCUUGAGGACUCAUGUUCAAGCCCUGGUCCCCAUCUACAGUGAGACUUCUAUUUGGAGAACUCUUGUACUGAGCCUGGAAUCAUCUUUGACCUGUAACAAGAGCAUGCAUUUUCAGUUGUCAACCAGAUUUAUGGAUCGAUAGAGUUCUCUUGAAAGGUGGCCUGCUAGUGACUUGAUCACUUUGGAAAAUGUAUCAUUCCUUAUCUGAAGCUAGACACCCUCUGGCGCAGGAAGAACAGGAAGUGGGAGUUGACCCCUUGUCGAGCUAUUCACGCAGAUCUGAAGGUGAUUCAAAUAAAAAUGGAAGAAGAACAAAUGCUACUUUAGAUUCUGAUGGGACUUUUAAUUCCUAUAGGAAAGAAUGGGAAGAACUAUUUGUAAACAACAAUUACUUGGCAACAGUAAGGCAGAAGGGGAUUAAUGGGCAGCUGAGAAGCAGCAGGUUCCGCAGCAUUUGCUGGAAGCUAUUUCUUUGUGUUAUCCCUCAAGAUAAAAGUCAAUGGAUAAGUAGAAUUAAAGAAUUAAGAGCGUGGUACAGCAACAUUAAGGAAAUACACAUCACAAAUCCAAGAAAAGUUGUUGACCAGCAAGAUUUGAUGAUCAAUAAUCCUCUUUCACAGGAUGAAGGGAGCCUUUGGAACAAAUUCUUCCAAGAUAAAGAACUUCGAUCAAUGAUUGAACAAGAUGUCAGAAGAACGUUUCCUGAAAUGCAGUUUUUCCAACAAGAAAAUGUGAGAAAAAUUCUUACAGAUGUUCUUUUCUGUUAUGCUAGAGAAAACGAGCAGUUGCUUUAUAAACAGGGCAUGCAUGAGCUCUUAGCGCCUAUAGUCUUUACUCUCCACUGUGACCACCAAGCUUUUCUUCAUGCCAGUGAGUCUGCACAGCCAAGUGAGGAAAUGAAAGCUCUCUUGAACCCCGAGUAUCUGGAACAUGAUGCCUAUGCAAUGUUCUCACAGCUCAUGGAAACUGCUGAGCCUUGGUUUUCUACUUUUGAACAUGAUGGUCAAAAGGGGAAAGAAACACUGAUGACUCCCAUCCCUUUUGCAAGACCACAGGACUUGGGGCCAACAAUUGCUAUUGUAACUAAAGUUAACCAGAUCCAGGAUCACCUCCUAAAGAAGCAUGACAUUGAGCUGUACAUGCAUCUGAAUAGACUAGAAAUCGCACCACAGAUCUAUGGGCUACGGUGGGUGCGGCUGCUGUUUGGACGAGAGUUCCCUCUGCAGGAUCUCCUCGUGGUCUGGGAUGCCUUAUUUGCAGAUGGUCUCAGCCUGACUUUAGUUGAUUAUAUUUUCAUAGCCAUGCUACUCUACAUCCGAGACGCCUUGAUCUCCAGUAACUACCAGACUUGUCUUGGCCUUCUGAUGCAUUACCCUCUCAUUGGGGAUGUACACUCACUGAUUCUUAAGGCCCUUUUCCUUCGGGAUCCAAAGAGAAACCCAAGACCAGUGACUUAUCAGUUCCAUCCAAAUUUAGAUUAUUACAAAGCACGAGGAGCAGAUCUCAUGAAUAAAAGCCGGACCAAUGCUAAAGGCGCUCCCCUGAAUAUAAAUAAAGUCUCUAAUAGCCUGAUUAAUUUUGGAAGAAAGCUCAUUUCUCCAGCAACACUCCCAAGCAGUGCUGGCGGCCCCCUGUCUGGAGGUAAUGGCAGUAACACCUCCACUGCUGUGGUUCCCACCAGGACCUUAGCAGAGACCCCCAAGCAGCAUUCACAGCAGCGGCUCAUGAAAUCAGAAAGCAUGCCAGUGCAACUGAACAAAGGCGAUGUAGUUACAGGAAGUGAUGCUCAGCUUUCUGUCCCCGUCCAGACUCUAAGUGACUUCCAAGGACAAGGUUCUAAAAACAUCAGUUCAUCUCCAAGCAUUGAGAGUUUGCCUGGAGGAAGAGAAUUCACUGGCUCUCCACCUUCCUCAGCUACUAAGAAAGAUUCCUUUUUUAGUAACAUCUCCCGUUCUCGCUCACAUAGCAAAACUAUGGGCAGAAAAGAAUCUGAGGAAGAAUUAGAAGCCCAGAUUUCCUUCCUUCAAGGACAGCUGAAUGAUCUGGACGCCAUGUGCAAAUACUGCGCAAAGGUGAUGGACACUCAUCUUGGGAAUAUUCAAGAUGUAAUAUUACAAGAAAAUUUAGAAAAAGAAGAUCAAAUUCUAGUUUCCCUGGCGGGACUGAAGCAGAUCAAAGACAUUCUAAAAGGUUCCCUGCGUUUCAACCAGAGCCAGCUGGAAGCCGAGGAGAACGAGCAGAUCACCAUUGCAGAUGACCACUACUGCGCCAGUGCCCAGGGCCAGGGCCGCAAUGGUCAAACGCCUGGGGCCACCAAGCAGGCCUCUUCAGAAGCAUCAGGGAACACAGACAGAGGGAGCUCAGAUGACUUCAUCCUCAUUUCCAAAGAAGACGAGGAUACCGGUUCCAGGGGCUCCUUCUCAGGCCAGGCCCAGCCACUUCGCACCCUCAGAAGUACUUCUGGGAAAAGCGAACCCCUGGUCCACUCCCCGCUGGUGUUUUCUGACCCGUUGAUGGGCCCAGCCUCGGCUUCCUCCAGCAACCCCAGCUCCAGCCCCGAUGAUGACAGCAGCAAUAGCAAGGACUCUGGAUUCACCAUUGUGGGCCCACUGGACAUCUGACCACAGCCACAGUCCCGCCUUGGGGAGACCCAGCAGUUUCACCUCCAAGCAGCCUCAGCUGAGGUUCCUCUGCUGAAGCCCCUCUGAAACAAAUGCUUCUUGCCCAGCACACUCGUGGCACUGGUGCAUCCCAUAGGAACUUUAGAAAAGAUCAGCUAGGGCCACACUGCCCACAGACUGAUGACCACCAUUCCCAUCCUUGCUCUUGAGUUCAGGCUGGGCUAAGUACCCAGUGUACCACUCAAUAUCAAAAAAAAAAAAAAAAAAAAAAGAAAGAAAGAAAGAAAGAAAGAGAAGAAAUACCAGACCACAGUGGGGUCCCUUUCCCUCUGUUCUGUCCUCCACAGCUAAGGUAUUGUAUUGGUAGCAACUCCACGAAUUACACCUGGAAGAAAGAAGAGUGGGUUUCAGACCUUCCUUCCCUCUGAACAUAGGAAAGUUGUUAUCAAGGAAAAACACCUGGAAACCUGUCUGCCAACCUGUUUCAUUCCCACAGCCAUAUAACACAGCCAAAUGCAGUACAAUAAAUGAGAAAGAGUGGAUUCUGACCUGGAAAAAAAUCCCAUUAGUGCCCUUUUAGACAGUUACAGUGAUAUUUAGAAAUGGGGUUUAAUUAGAAAUUAUAUUUAGGUGCAGUAUAGUUUAGAUUUCGUCAUAUGUUUAAGAAUUAAUUAACUGGCCAUCCUUGUUCUUCCUUAAGCAAUGGUAUUUCAUCUUGUAGUGCAUUUUACAGCCAGGAGAACAAAGUGGCUUUAAGUCAGUCUUUCCUGCACUGAUAUCAAAUACUCUAAGAGCAUUUCUUUCUCGGGUUGAAAAAUGUGACCUUAAUCUUUGGGAUCAAUACCUUUUAGACAGUCAGAUUUCUGUUGUUUUGGAUUGUGAUCACCUGCUAGUUGAGGACUAGAGGGAAAGCCAAGUUUAUUCCCAUCUGGAGGUAGAAAUCUUUGUCGGCCUUAAGAUAGUAGCAAGUAGGGAAUUAAGCCCUGAGUCCCUUCUGGAGGAGCAGGGCUUCGUAAAGAACAUUCCAGGUGCCUAGAGGAGGCAGCAUUUCUCCCAGCCCUUCCCGUGCUGGGAACCAAGUGUGGUAAGUGCGGGGCCUGGGCUCAGCUCUGCGGUGUUUCAGGUGCCACCGCCAGGGCAGGACCGGGCCUGCACAUGGUGCCUUCCUGGACGUCAGCGCAGACGGACAUUGCCCCGUGUCUGUUAGCAGCUUGGGGGGGCCUGCUGGCACAGAGCAUCACGUGAACUGUUCCUCUAGCUAAGGAUCCUGAAAAGUACAUUUUUCUUUCCUUCUGCCUGAGCAGGCGAGUAGCAGAUCAGAUGCAGUGCUCACUUCAUCAGAGAGAGCAGCCCUGAUGCUGGAGCGACUGGUUCUCUGGGCUUCUCUGAGCGUGGCGAGGCAGUGCAAGCUUUCCGGGCCACAAGUGAAAAGCUGAAUAUGAAGAGACGCCCUUUACAUCCCUCCCACUGCUAGGCGCGUAUUUCUCUAUGGACAAAUAAAGACAUGAUUUCUCACUUGUCCUACAAGCAAAUAGGGCUGACUCGGGAGUCUGCUACUGCAGGGCAUGCGGAUCAGUACUGCACGUGUCCCUUAAAUCCUAGCAGGGAAAUCCAACCCAUUAGCGUGUAAGCUGAAUAACGGCUCUGCUUGUGCCCCAUAGCAGGGCUGUUGGGCCUUCCAGGGUGGCUGACAGAGGCACGGGCCAGCUCUCUGGUUCCUGACCCUGAGCUGUCUGCCUAGCGCUUCUAGGAGGGUGAUAUGCCAAGUAAGUUGCUGCCGAGUGUACAUGUAGCUUUGGCAUAACAUGAGAAUACUCCUAGGUGGGCCCCAUAAGUAAGUAGUUCCGUCACUCCCAUUACUCCUCUCAGAGGCCCUGGUUUGGGGAAGUGCUUUCAGUUUAGAGGUCACAAGUGUGGGGCUCCCUGGGGCUCCAGGCUAAGACUAAAAGGGACCACAGAGCUCUUCUUCCCUGACAGCCGGGAGCACCGUGGCUGUGUGGUGUUCCAGCCUUUCCUUUCCCCGAGGGCCACAGAGCUCAGUGUCACCGGGCACCCAGCCGGGCUCUAGGCUGAUGCUGUCCAGUUGUCUAGGUGUUCAGCAGUUUGUGAAAUGCCGGCCUUCCCACACGCUUAGGGUGGUCUUCCCUUUGUGCCAUAGUGUUGGUGCCACAUGAGGACCAACGGGGUGCUCAGAAGUAUUGCUUUUCUGACCCCCAACACUGCUGCCUUCUUGGAGGGGGCGUGGGGCAUGGGCAGUGCCACCCUCAAAUUCCUGUAGGCUCCUGGAGUUUAAAACUGUAUUUCUGUCUUACCUUUUUAAGUGAUUUGUUUUUUUGCUUACAGUUAAGCAUUGUUUGCCUUUCUAUUAGUUACAGUGCUAUUAAAGAAUAAUGUGUUCCUUUUUAUUAUGUUAUCAGGUACUUAUGUUUAAUUGCACUUUUUAAAAAUUCUGAAUAUAUGAAUAUUUUUGUUUUUCUUUAACAAAUGUAAUCAGUGGAACCUUCUCGUGUUUUUAUCAUUAGCAGUUAAAUCUAUUUUAUACAUGCAAGUCUUAGAUUAAUUUUCGUCACUACCUGCUUUUUAUAUAUACAUGUCCAUGUGUUUCACGCAUUACUACUUGAUGAGCUUGAAAAGUAUCUCUGCACAUUGUAUAUGAGAGCUACAGAGUAGAGAAAGAUAGUCAUUAUGACUCUGCCUUACUUUGAUUAUAUGGGGGGCGGGUACGGGCGUGGGGGUGAGUACUGUAGUACCUUGGGCACUUACUCAUCUGGAUCAUUCCUCCAAAUGACCUCCUGCUAAUGUUCACUGCUGACUGCACUCUGGCAGGAAGUAAUAGCACUGCAGAAUGAAUGUGACUGAAAAUAAACCAAGGCCUCCCCGGGGUCCGCUUUCUCUG
Molecule: messenger RNA, 5625 nt
Organism: Erinaceus europaeus (western European hedgehog)
Lineage: Eukaryota; Metazoa; Chordata; Mammalia; Eulipotyphla; Erinaceidae
Gene: TBC1D5
Product: TBC1 domain family member 5
Exons: 24
Coding region: 297-2729 (810 amino acids)
Biological process (GO): activation of GTPase activity
Molecular function (GO): GTPase activator activity
Source: RefSeq, a predicted model, not a curated record